Messenger RNA from Protobothrops mucrosquamatus (brown spotted pit viper), 1342 nucleotides. It is a transcript of the gene TMEM237, whose product is annotated as transmembrane protein 237. Gene Ontology annotation, cellular component: ciliary transition zone. Gene Ontology annotation, biological process: cilium assembly. Lineage: Eukaryota; Metazoa; Chordata; Lepidosauria; Squamata; Viperidae. Bases 69 to 1211 code for a protein of 380 amino acids. The record is from RefSeq and is a predicted model, not a curated record. The transcript has 13 exons.
UCUGGGAGGAGGGCGCGCUUUCGGUUGCUGUGAGGAGGUUGCCUCGGACGCCUAGACUGCGGGAGAGGAUGGAAGGGGUGCGCCCGCGUCCACCCCGGAUUCUUCCUCCAGUACCAAGUGGAGAACAAGAUGAAAUUCCUCUUAGUCGUCCCAAAAAGAAAAAAGUCAAGAAAAACUCUUUAGAUGGCUUUGGUCAAGUUGCUGUAUCUGAAAGCAAUGAGCCUCUGACCUCUGAAACGCAGGAUGUUCCAUCUCAGAAGAAGCGCAGGAAAAAGAAGGCACCUCUAGAAUCUGAAACAUCAUUUACUGAACAGAAUGGAAAUGACAUGGAUACUUCACCAGUGGAAGAAACCAUAACUCGUAAACAAUGGAAAAAUGUUAGGAAAACCCGGCCUGCAGAAAGUUCCAGUGAAUUGUGUGUGGAGGAUGAAGAUAUAAUUGAGGAUGAGCAAGUAAAAGGCACAGAACAACGUUCUGUGUUUUCUGCUCCUACUGGGGUUAGCCAACCUGUUAGCAAAGUGUUUGUUGAAAAAAAUCGGCGUUUUCAGGCCACAGAUCGCAAGGAUUUGAUUAAAACUACUGAACACGUUCAAGUGUUUAUGGAUGUAAAGGCUUCUUGGACUACUAAGGAUGUGGCACUUUCAGUUCAUCGUGGUUUUAGGGUAAUUGGAUUUUUUACUCACGGCUUUCUCGCUGGCUAUGCUGUGUGGAACAUCAUAGUGAUUUAUAUUCUGGCAGGAAAUCAGUUUUCAACCCUUUCAAAUUUGCUACAGCAGUACAAGACUUUGGCAUAUCCUGCUCAAUGCCUCCUUUAUUUUUUACUUACAAUUAGUACCGUUUCAGCUUUUGACAGAAUCAAUUUGGCUAAAGCAGCAGUGGCAGUACGCAGUUUUCUUACAUUGGAUCCAGCAGCAAUUGCUUCUUUCAUGUAUUUUGCUGCUCUUAUCUUGUCCCUGAGCCAACAAAUGACAAGUGACAGGAUCAACUUGUACACACCAUCUUUAGAAAAUGGUAGCCUUUGGAUUUCAGAUGAAGAAAAACAGAUUCUUCAGCCUUGGAUUGUGGUUAAUCUUGUGAUAGCUAUUCUUGUUGGGAUCUCCUGGUUCUUUUUGUCAUAUCGGCCUCAGCUGGAUCACAGUGAAGAGCUGAUGUUUAAUGGUGAAGUGGAAGAAUAUCCCCUCCCGGACAAAGAAGCUAAAGUGUCUUCUUAGCACAGGCAACUUCUUCAAUUUCAUAAGAUGCUUCAGUCAUUUAUACUUGCAUGUAAUAUUUUUUUACACUUUUUAAACAUUUAAUUUGAAUGAAUUUUGUAAUUAUGCUAUUUACAUGUUAUACAAUAAUA